This is a messenger RNA of Bacillus rossius redtenbacheri, 5982 nucleotides long. RefSeq names its product pantothenate kinase 3 (gene fbl). NCBI's taxonomy places the organism in Eukaryota, Metazoa, Arthropoda, Insecta, Phasmatodea, Bacillidae. Gene Ontology annotation, molecular function: pantothenate kinase activity; ATP binding. The transcript is spliced from 10 exons. Gene Ontology annotation, cellular component: nucleus; cytosol. The record is from RefSeq and is a predicted model, not a curated record. Bases 290 to 1489 code for a protein of 399 amino acids. Gene Ontology annotation, biological process: coenzyme A biosynthetic process.
AUUGGUAUUUUUUAACCGGGCCAAUAGGUUUAUAUGACUAGGCCAAGGAUUGGUCAAGGUCUAGUGAUUUGAAUUAAUUCGAUGUAUUGCAAGUUUGUGACUCAGCAUUUGUUAGCUGUUACGUUUUGGUCGGACGAUUGAAACGUCAAUCUACUUAUUAGUAUGGUCACUACCUCAGAGUGCAUGGAGGAUUCAGUUUCAGAAGUGGAAUAAUCCACUAAGACUUUGGUUUGGGUUAUGCUUUUUACAUUAUACAUUUGACCAGCAUACAAACGUUCAGUAAUGCAUAAUGGGGCCACAUGGUAAUAAGAACUAUUCCUGCAGCAACAUCAUGGCAAGUUGCAGCAAUGAACACAUCUUAGCAAAUGGAUUUGAAAAUGGCAUGGGGGAUACUGAUGAAUCUCCACCAAUGCCGUGGUUCGGGAUGGAUAUUGGCGGCACCCUCUGCAAGCUCGUGUACUUUGAGCCCAAAGACAUCACUCCCGACGAGGCUGACGCCGAAGUGGAGACUUUGAAGAACAUCAGGCGGUACCUCACAAAGAACUCCGCCUACGGCAAGACUGGGCAUCGAGAUAUUUACCUGCAGAUGGAUAAUGUAAUUAUACGACAAAGAUGUGGAACGCUACAUUUUGUUAGAUUCCCCACGUGUGAAAUGGGCAAUUUCCUUGCUCUCGCCAAGUCGAAAGGGAUGGCUACGCUUGUCACAACUGUGUUUGCUACUGGUGGGGGAGCUUUCAAAUUCGAAGAAAACUUCAGGAAGGAGGUUAACUUGAAGCUGGCCAAGUGUGACGAGUUGGACUCCCUCAUCAGGGGAAUGCUCUACGUGGAGGCAAACAACCCACACGAGUUUUAUUACUGGGCAAACCCCACAGAAGAAGAGAAGUGUGUGAAGAGGUGUUUCGACUUCAGCAAUCCGUACCCUUUCAUUCUUGUCAACAUUGGCUCAGGUGUCAGUGUUCUUGCGGUUUAUGGACCAAAUAAUUACAGAAGAGUAUCCGGUACAAGCCUCGGCGGCGGGACGUUCCUGGGGCUGUGCUCCCUCCUCACCGGCUGCAGCUCCUUCGAGGAGGCCAUCGAGUUGGCCACGGGCGGGGACAACACUCGAGUCGACAAGCUGGUCAGGGACAUAUACGGCGGCGACUACGAGAGGUUCGGCCUGCCGGGCGACUUGGUCGCCAGCAGCUUCGGACAAAUGAACUCUGAAGAGAAGCGAGCGUCCGUCUCGAAAGAAGACUUGGCCCGAGCAACUCUCGUAACCAUCACCAACAACAUUGGCUCCAUAGCUCGCAUGUGCGCCUUGAACGAGAAUAUUGAGAAGGUGGUGUUUGUCGGUAAUUUCCUGAGGGUCAACCCGAUCUCCAUGAAACUGCUAGCCCAUGCCAUGGACUACUGGUCAAAAGGAACGAUGAAGGCACUCUUCCUAGAACACGAGGGGUAUUUUGGUGCGGUGGGCUGUUUGCUAGGAGAAUUCGACUCUCAUUUCAGCUGAGAUUGGACAGUCUAUAGAAAGACUUCUUGGGAAGAGGAGAAAAAAAUAUUGAUACCGUACAUCUAUCAUAAGUGCAAUUAUGGUGUCUUUUUGUGACAUAGACAUAAUUUAUAUAUAGUUAUGUAUGUUAUGGUUUGGACUAACUCGUGGGGUUUAACAUUCCAUUAACUUUGUUGGGAUCCUUGCUGGAAAUGAGCCAAAGUUGUAUGUACAAUGUGCUAACUAAUACUUAACAAUUUUCUUUUUGCACAGCAUAAGUGAAUUAAUGGAGAUAUAAGUUAGUUAGUUACGUGUACAUACUGUUAUUGUUCGUUGUUGCCUAAUUUUUUUUAUAUAAUCGUACUCGCCAUAACCUUUGAAAAUGUACAGACAAUGCAUAAGUAAUCAAAAGUCGUUAUGAUGAAUGUUAAGGGUCUUAGUUUGGAACUAAUCUCCUAAAGGAUUGAUUGUAAGUAUGUUAGAAUUUAAAGCAAUGUUCUACACCUUCUGAUAAAGAGGUGUCUGAAAAAAUAGUAAGCUGCUAAGCAGAAUAUAGGUAUAUCUUCUAAUUACAUUAAAUACUACUGUUGUUAUAUUGUGAUUCUUCUCAUAAAAUUUUUAGUCAAAAUAUACAUUCUAGAUUUAUGAUUUUAUCUUGAAAUUAAUUUUUUGUUACAUUUUAUCAUUCAUGCUAGAUUUAUGACUUUAUCUUACAAUUAAUAUUUUUUUACAUUUUAUCAUCCAUGUGUCUUAAGUAUUUAUUGCUUUGAGUGGUGUAUUUUUGGGAUGGACUAUGUGCUGAAUAGCAUUGAUAAGGUAUUUAUUAUUUAUUAUUGCUAUUUUUUCUGGUGUUGUGCAGAAAUUGAAUUUUUGGGUUGAAAUAAAGGUUGGGAUAGGGAAGAAAGUUUUUUUUUGCUUACAAAAAAUUACUAGAUCAAGGGAAAUUUUAUACAAUAUAUUUGACAACUAAAACAGCUAUGAAUUUCAAAUUGACGUAAUAUCUAAAACUUUAAAACCAAUUUAUUAGAUUUAGAAAAAAAUAAAUAGUAAAGUUCAUUACUCCAAGCAAAUUUGUUGUUGCCUUAUAACAUUGGCAAUGUAAAUUAAACGUGUACAAUUUUUUACUUGAAGCUAAAUUUGUAAGUUGUUAUUAAUACAUUAUAUUGAAGCUUUAUGUUCUGAAAUAAGCACAAGAACGCUGCAAUACAAAAACAUUUUUCUAAGUUAUUUAAAUUGGAAUGAGAUGAUUUAAAUUUUUUUUCUUUCUAGUAUUUGCUGAAUGUGUUGCGACAGAUAAUAAAUCAAAUAUGAAUGUGGUUACAUUGUCGUCGUAGACGAACAGAUUUUUAGUGUUAAAAAUAAUGCUAUUAGCUGAGUGCCAAAAACAUUUUUUUUUAAUUGAGUACAUGCAUUUUGUUCAAUGAAUUUUAAAAUUAUUUAUUUUUGUAUUUGUGUACAACUUUUUUCUCUGAAAAAAUUGUUUCCUGCUUAUGGUUUUGUUAAGCUGUUUUUUAUAAAAAAAAUUUCAUUACCCAUACUGUUUUUAUACUAUGUAAAAUUUUAAGGUUCAAAGAUGAAUUUUUAUACAAUAGCAGUGUACGAGGACCUAGCUUCAGAAUUUUUUCAAGGUGCAUUUUAUGAGUGCUUAAAAAAAAGCAAAAAAAAAAAAAACACCAAUUUUGUGAGUUACAUGUGGUAUUUAUAUUCAUUAUGAUUAGGUAAAUUGUAGUAGGUAGUGGAUGACUUGUUCCUUUAAAUGAUGAUUUGGUCUUCCUACUUUACAAGAACGUACAUUUUUUGAAACAACAAAACAGCGCUUACUAACUGGAGAUGUAAAAAAAUAAAAAAGAACUUAAUUUUGAUGACUGGGUUUUGUAUUGGACCCACUUUAAAUUUAUUCACUUUUUUUUUUGUUUGUAUUGUUUUUGAAGUAGCUGCUGUUUAAAAUUACGUGUUUUGAAUUCAAUAGCUGUGUAGCGAAAAGGGUAGGUAGCCUUACAAGUCUGCCCCAAGGAGUUUGUAAUGGGUAUUGACAAUCGUGUCCAGUCACGUGAUCACUGUCUGCGCACGCCGAGCGUUCAUAGAGGGAGCUUAAAAGUGGGUUCGGAGAUGAUCAGGCCUGUGUGUGUCGUCGUCCAGUAUAAAUGUGUUUGUGCUCAGUUUCAUUAUAAUAAUGAGCCCAAUAUAACUCCCCAGAGUUUGUUUCAAUGUGUGCACAAUAAACAACAUAUAAUGGCUAAGUGCAUACAGUGGGAAAAUCUGCAGUGUGAAGAAUUUCUAUGAAUUGAAAACAAGCGAACUAUAAGCAGAUUGCAACCUCUGUGGAAAAUGAACCCUAAAAUUCAGAUCAGCCUCUGAUGCUGAUCCACUGGCUAUGAAAUUAUUUUUUUCUCCUGAAAUAAAUUUAUGAACUACAGUUUCUUUCAACCAGUAGAAUUUUUUUGCGGUGAUAUUGGGAUAACGUAUGUUUACCUUCAUUCAGCGUUUAAAAUUUGUGUUGGUUCAUGGAAAAAUUUGAAUGCUAUAUUUUUCUAGACAAAAUAUUUUCACUCUUUCUUUUUUAACAAACAUGAACUGAAAUUUGUAGGCCCAUAAUUAUAAAUUAUGUAUGUUGUGAUUAAGGUUUUUGCUUCAAAUUGUAUGUGAAAUUGGAGGUGAAGGUGUGCUUUACAUACAUGUGUAAUGAUUUUACAUGGUUAUUAGCUGUGUAUAGAAUUUGGUCGGUAGUGGUUGGCAGUACGUACUUGUUAUAACUCCAAAUUACUGUCUGCACCAAAUGUUUUUGCGGCUGAAAAUGCAUGGUCAGGGUAUAAAGCUAAACCUAAGGCCGUUAUCAAAACAUCGUUAACGUUCAUUCACUUGACAGUUUGACAUGGAGAUGGAUGCUAUCGUGCAAUGGUUUCAAAACUACAAAGUAAAAUUCACGGUGUGGAGAGAAAAUAAUAAAUAACCACCACACAAUCACCCUCCAUGAAAACUCAAGGUGCACUGUGGCUUCCUCCACUGCUGCAUUACCUAGUGUAACCUUCGGACACGAGUAUCAGAGAAUCAUCAUCAUAAUUAUCAAUGUGAUUGUAUUGACAAAUGGUAAUGGAUUAUAAAUGUCUCACUGCACAAAACGUUUGCAGUGAUCAACGGUCAGUUUACAGCUAGACAGGGCCAUUUAAAGGUUGUUUUUUUGGGGUGUGGGGGGGGGGGGGGGAUCAUCAGAGCACAGAUUGAGUUUUGAGAUUUCUUAUAAUGCAAGGGUUUACUCUCGUAGGGUGAACAUUACAAGUCUGUUGUUAAAAUAAUUCAUAGGAGACAUUUCAAGUGGUGGUAAAGAUAAAGUUUACAGUUAUGGCCAUAGUAAUGUUUACAGUAUUUCGAUUUGUUGAAUUGUAGGGUCCGAGAAGUUGUUCAUUAAAUGAUAGAGAAGGAACAUUGGUGUCUCUCGAUGGCCCUAUAGGGAGAACACCUGGAAUUUCAGCUACCCAAGCGGACUAGAUUAUGAUAACUAGCCAGCCCAUAACUGGAUGCCAAAACUUUUGGCACAGACAGUACAUUUACUGCUUUGCACAUUGCAACGAUCAAUCCUAUGUACUCUAGUUCCUAUUUAUUGUUUAGAAAUACUGUAAUCUCUUGAAAAUCAUAUUAAAGACUUUAAGUUACUGCAUUUUUAUUUUAAGUUUUUAAUCAGAAUGUACAAUAUAUUUGAUUAUAAAUUUAGUUUAUUACAAUCAUGAAGGUGAAUUACCAUAUAUCCUUUUGCAUGUCAUGUAUAUUAUUGUAAUGAAAUUUUACAGUUUUUAAAUUCAGAAAAUUUUACUGUAAAUGUUUUACAACUAAAAUUGUAAAAUAUGCUUAAUGGAGUAUGUGGUUCCCCCUUCCUGUGUUACAUAAAAAACUAUAAUUCCUAAUUUGUAGGUACUUUGCAAAACCAGAGAGAAGUUUGCAUAAAUACAGGAAAUUAUAAGAAAGAAGUUUACAAUUUGUGAAUGAACAUAAAAUAAGUCCUUAAAAAAAUUGUACCAGAAAGUAAAGAAUAAUUUUGUAAGGUCCAUUUACUUCAUGUGAAUCAUUACAGUUCUUCAAUUCCAGUCAUUGCAGAGAUUAUUUCUUUUCCAUGAGAGCUACAUUAUUGUAUAAAGGGGCCAGAAGUAGGCUAAAAAUCAGGUUUUUUUCUAAGAAACAUGAAUUUUGUUUAGUGUGUGCUUUGUAACUGUAGUUAGCCUACUGCAUUUCCUAGAUUACGUGUGUGCAUUGCUGUUUCAACCUUUAGAUUUAGCCAACUUAAGUUUUAUUGUUGUGUUGCACUUUAAAGCUAGCUGUCAGAUCAAUUAUUAGAGUCUAUAGCACAAUGUGGUUUAUAAAUUGUUUUGUAAACAUUUUAUUUUUUUAUUCAUAUUUUUAAAGGGCUUAUUUUGGAAAAAAAUGAUAUUGUUUCUUAUUCUGUUCAUUAUGUUGCAUUUAAAAAAUGCAUCUCCUAGUUUCUUGUUUCUGCUGGUGUUGUCAGAUAAAGGUUUUAUUUGUUA